AUGGGCUCUCUUCCGGCUUCUCAGGGCAUGAAGAUCCUCGUGUGCCCCUCUGGAUUCAAGGGCAGUCUGCAGCCCGACGUUGCCGCUGACUGCAUUGAAGCGGGUAUCAAGUCUGUGAUGCCGGAGGCUUCAGUCCGCAAGGUCCCCCUUGUUGACGGAGGCGAGGGGUUCACUAGCGCGCUUGUUUCCGCAACUGGUGGCACGCUUCACCCUGUCACCGUCACCGGGCCUGUCGGUAUUCCGAUUGCGUCCUACUUUGGCAUACUGGGGGGUAGUAACCCCGAGAUGCCAAAGACUGCCGUCAUCGAGAUGGCAGCGGCCGCCGGCCUGAGCCUUGUGCCCGCCGACCUCCGCAACCCUGGGCUCACGACGACGUUUGGCGUCGGCGAGCUUCUCGCUGCUGCUCUCGGGGCUGGUGCAAAGAGGAUUGUCGUCGGGUGUGGCGACUCGGGCACAUGCGACGGCGGCGCUGGAAUGCUUCAGGCCCUUGGCGCUCGGCUUAUCGACCAUGACGGGCAUUCGCUUCCCAUUGCGGCGGGCGGCGAGUCUCUGCUCGGGCUGGCCAACAUCGACCUUAGCGGUGCCGACAAGCGGCUCAAAGACGUCAGCAUUGAGGUGGCCGUCAACUGGAACAACGUGCUGUCAGGCCCCGAGGGCGUCGCCAGGGUGUUCGGUGCUCAAAAGGGCUCCAGCGCCACGCAGACCGAGCGGCUGUCUGCGGCCAUGGAGGUGCUCGCUGUGGUUGCCGGCCGCCUGCUCUGCGACAACAUGGUGGGCCUGUCGCCCGGCGGAGGGGCGUCUGGAGGGUUGGGCACCGGUUUGCGGUUGAUCGGUGCCAAGCUCCGACCAAGAUAUGAGGUGGUGGCGGAGUACGUCGAUUUUGACGGGCUGUUUACCGACUGCGAUCUCGUUCUCACGGCUGAGGGAGGCAUCGACGACCAGACUCCCCGGGGCAAGAUUCCAGCUGAGAUUGGCAUGCGGGCAAAGAAGCACGGGCUACCCGUGAUUGCCAUCGCGGGGACCAUCGGGCCAGGGGCGCGGGUCAAUUACGACGUGGGAAUCGAUGCGUACACGUGUAUCUUGCAACGUCCAUCGACGCUGGCCGAGGCGAUUCUGGAGGCGGAGAAGCUGACACGGGAGAGCGCCGAGUGCGUCAUGCGGAUGAUUGUCGUGGGACGCAUGUUGGGGUCCAAGAAGCCCUUUUCCCCCAUGGCGCAGCCGCCGGCGUCGACAUGGGUGUAG
Messenger RNA from Colletotrichum higginsianum IMI 349063, 1242 nucleotides. Its product is annotated as Glycerate kinase. Bases 1 to 1242 code for a protein of 413 amino acids. The record is from RefSeq and is a predicted model, not a curated record. NCBI's taxonomy places the organism in Eukaryota, Fungi, Ascomycota, Sordariomycetes, Glomerellales, Glomerellaceae. The transcript has a single exon. Gene Ontology annotation, molecular function: glycerate kinase activity.